Xenopus laevis (African clawed frog) is the source of this 1452-nucleotide messenger RNA. RefSeq lists its product as uncharacterized. The coding region runs from base 514 to 1368 and encodes 284 amino acids. The record is from RefSeq and is a predicted model, not a curated record. NCBI's taxonomy places the organism in Eukaryota, Metazoa, Chordata, Amphibia, Anura, Pipidae. The transcript has 2 exons.
UGAGGCUAUUAGUUAAUCUAUGCAGUUAAGGGGUAGGUUGGGACACAGCCACAUCCUUAGAAUAUAUGAGGUAAUAACGUGUUAAAUGAUUCUAUCACAUGUUUUGUGGUUUAUGUUCGCAUUAUGAUACAAUUGAUUAAUCCAUUGGUUGUUUCUAUGUAUACACUUUGACGUUAAUGGUCUAUUAUUUAGAUUUUUUCAAGAGGUCAUAUACCACGCUUGUAAUUUAUACCACCCCCUUGGGGGCGUGUUUACAGCUGUAACCUGUUAUAAGGAUGUGAAAUCAUUGUAAACUUAGAUUGCUUGAUAAAGAAGCGGGAGCUUCGAAACGUUGCAUAUUCAUGCAUAUGUAUGCUGGAUAAAGAAUUUUCGUUUUCUUCACAAAGAUAAGUUGUCUGGACUUUUUUUGAUAACUAUACAUUGUGUCCUUAAUUGGACUAAAGUAACGGACUGGUGCAUACUCCACUCCAUUUUGUUUGGAUAUAUGAUAUAUUGAGUGUAGAGGAGGCACCCAUGUCCCAACCUACCACUUUGCCGAGUACACAGGCUGACAUAUUUGCCUACACGGAGGUGGAAGCUGCAAGUAUAGCUACUCUGACGAGGGGUUCACGGGAUUUCUUGCAUACAGCCCAUCCAGAGGCACGCAGCCGGAAUCUGGAGCGUCUAACCAAGAAAGCAGUAUCAUUGGAAUUACAUGGCUGCACUUUGGCAGAGUACUAUCGGCUGAGACGAAUCCCGAGGGGCCUGCGAGUACAUUUGCAACCUACCCUGUUCUCGGAUAAUCUGGAGUAUUGCAAGAAGUUUGAGGGCAUUUUGAACAAAUGUUCCCUGGACAUAAUUACUCUCACAAUUGAGCAGAUACAGAAAGAAUUACUUACGGUGUCGGAACAAGUGAGUACACUUGAAACGCAACUGACGCAGAUAUCGAGCCAGGAGGAGUGGGCGGAAACCAAGUCGCAAAUUGAGAGUAUCUCAGAGAGGUUCCGGCUGGAGCUCGAGACCCGGAAGAGGGAUAAGUUCUUACGUGACGCAGAAGAUUACAACAGUGGACGGGUGUACCGGUGGAUACCGGGACGUUCCUACGCUACUCCUCCCUUCUUUCGGGGCCGCAAGACGCAGGCGCGACAGCCACGUGGGGCACGCCGCGACGUACGGCAGGAGGCCGGACGCAGCAGUUCAGGGGAGACGUCUUCGCAACGCGCUUCGGAUUCCUCCCGGUCUUCGGCUUUUUUAGGCGACGACAGCGCUCCUUCAAGCAGCGGGGAACGCGAAGGGGGCGCCCCAGAAUCUGGCGCAACAGCUGCGACCAAACCACGGCCGACGAGAGGCACUCACAAGUCAGCACCCAAGAAGGGACUUCAAUCGUGAUUAAUAUCUCCAAAAAGAUCUCAAAUGUUGCGAGUUAAACGCAUAGUCACAGAGGAAGAACAGCUCAAUAUACGGUUGGAUGAG